AUGUCUAGAAUUUUAUCAUCUGCUAAGCCCAUUCAAGGCAUAGGCUACGAUCCUCUUAUUGGCCCCCAGCGGGUUGAAGAAGUAGAAGCAUCUGCGAAUAAUAGCACGUCUGUCGAUCAUGUUACACCCCCAAAUUUCAAUUACGAUCGAAACCUGCAUAGGAUGAAACACGAUGUGUCUCUAAGUUCCUUCAGUUUUCUGUUUUGUGAACUUGUCAGUUGGUCAAGGGAACGUGCGAAUGGUAUUCAAGAACUGGAAAAACGCCUCAAUGGUCUUGGUUAUACGAUAGGUCUUAAAUAUCUAGAACUUCUAGGGCUGAGAGAAAAUUACAUUACCAAUACAACCACAAGCAAGAAUGGACUAAAUAGGGACAUCAAGAUUAUCCAGAUGUUGGAAUUUAUACAUACCACGUUUUGGAAGGCUUUAUUUGGGAAAACAGCGGACAAUUUGGAAAGGUCCCAAGAUAAUGUUUGCAAUUACAUGAUUACUGACAAUGACCCAUUAGCAAACAGAUAUAUAAGUGUUCCUAGUGAGUUCCAGAACUUCAACUGCAGUGCAUUUGUUGCUGGUAUCAUAGAAGGGAUGCUAGAUUCAGCAUAUUUCCAGGCGGAUGUUUCUGCUCAUACUGUCGAGACCAAGGAAAACCCCAAUCGAACUGUCUUCCUUAUUCAGUUUGACGAGGCGGUUAUCAAACGAGAACAAAUCAGAUUUGGAAGUUAA
Messenger RNA from Komagataella phaffii GS115, 720 nucleotides. Its product is annotated as One of 10 subunits of the transport protein particle (TRAPP) complex of the cis-Golgi. Lineage: Eukaryota; Fungi; Ascomycota; Pichiomycetes; Pichiales; Pichiaceae. The transcript has a single exon. The record is from RefSeq and is a predicted model, not a curated record. Bases 1 to 720 code for a protein of 239 amino acids. Gene Ontology annotation, biological process: endoplasmic reticulum to Golgi vesicle-mediated transport. Gene Ontology annotation, cellular component: TRAPPI protein complex; TRAPPII protein complex; TRAPPIII protein complex.